Rubroshorea leprosula is the source of this 655-nucleotide messenger RNA. NCBI's taxonomy places the organism in Eukaryota, Viridiplantae, Streptophyta, Magnoliopsida, Malvales, Dipterocarpaceae. The record is from the annotation of a GenBank genome assembly.
GGUUCUCUUUGUAUUUUGAUGAUGUUUUAAAACCAUGAUUCAAAAGUAUUUAAUCUAUUUUUGUGUUAAGUGUGCAGGAAAAUUAAUCCAAGGUUUCUAAUCUUUCCCCACGAUUAGAAUUAAUUCAUGUUCCUCCUUGUUCAGAGUUCUGGGUUCGAACCAAUUUAUUUUGGUUCGAAUCAAUCUCGGACUUUUGUUUUCCGAAAAUGGUUCGAAGCAAUAUUUCUGGCUUCGAAGCAAAAAUUCUGGAAAGUUAAUUUUGACAGCUCAACUAUCUGUUUACUCUUAAUGGGUCUUAGGGGAUCUAAAUGCCUUAGCACUUUCCAAGACAAGUUAGAAGAAAAAGGUGGAACCUUAUUGGAGCUUUUGUGAGGUGGCUUUGAAGGGACUUUAAUUGCAAGGCUCCAAAUCUCUAUUAAAAUGACCAAAAAUCAGAUCUGGAAAAAUCAGAGAAAAGAAGGACGACUGCUGCAGAAAAUAUAAUUUGAUAUUGUUAUGGGUUUCCUUCUUCUUUUCUUCUUGUGAGGCUUUUGGGUAUAUUGUCUUACAAGGGUUUUGUAUUCUUCUUGGAUUGGGUUAAUCCUUGAAGGGGUUGAGUGAGUUGAGAUUCACUUGUAACGGUUUAAUCUUGCACCCGCAAGCAAGAGGUUGUUCC